ACGUAAGAUUUAAGUUAAAUGAUUUGCUGCAUUCAUAAGACACGAGUAACUAAAGAUCGGCAGAAGAGGAAAUGUCAUUUUCCUGUAUUAUUUUGUCUGUUACGUUACACAACCACAAAGCUGGGCAAGCUUAGACACAGGAAGAAAUCACUGCUGUCAUAUCAACACCGUCAACGGCUGGUGUUACCCAGAGUGCGGCCCAGACAAGAGCCCACGACCAUCACAUCAGACACCAUGAUGGAGGGGGGCAUGCAGCUGCUCAACCGCGAUGGUCACAGCAUCUCGCACAACUCAAAGCGACACUACCAUGAUUCCUUUGUGUCUAUGAACAGGAUGCGACAGCGUGGCCUUCUAUGUGACAUCGUGCUCCAUGUGUCCAACAAAGAAAUCAAGGCUCACAAAGUGGUACUGGCAUCCUGCAGCCCCUACUUCCACGCUAUGUUUACCAAUGAGAUGUCGGAAAGUCGGCAGACCCAUGUGACCCUUCAUGACAUUGACCCUCAGGCUCUGGAGCAGCUGGUCCAGUAUGCCUACACAGCUGAGAUUGUGGUUGGGGAGGGCAAUGUGCAGACGCUGCUUCCAGCAGCAAGCCUGCUGCAGCUCAAUGGGGUGCGGGAUGCCUGCUGCAAGUUCCUCCUCAGCCAGCUAGACCCCUCCAACUGCCUGGGCAUCAGAAGCUUCGCUGACACACACUCGUGCAGCGACCUGCUCAAGUCAGCACACAAGUACGUCCUGCAGCACUUUGUGGAAGUGUCCAAGACAGAAGAGUUCAUGCUGCUGCCACUGAAACAGGUCCUGGAUCUGAUCUCGAGUGACAAUCUCAAUGUGCCAUCAGAAGAGGAAGUGUACCGGGCUGUGUUGAGCUGGGUGAAACAUGAUAUAGAUGGACGUAGGCAACAUGUACCUUGGCUGAUGAAGUGCGUACGGCUGCCACUGCUGAAGCGAGACUUUCUGAUGAGCAAUGUGGAUACAGAACUGCUGGUACGGCACCACUCGGAGUGCAAGGACCUGCUGAUCGAGGCUCUCAAGUACCACCUCAUGCCUGAGCAGAGGGGAGUCCUCAGCAACAGCCGAACACGCCCACGACGCUGUGAAGGCGCCAGCCCUGUGCUCUUUGCUGUUGGUGGUGGCAGCCUGUUUGCCAUCCAUGGAGAUUGCGAGGCCUAUGACACCAGGACAGACCGCUGGCACAUGGUGGCAUCCAUGUCCACUCGCGGGGUGCGAGCCAUUGGCAACAGACUCUAUGCUGUUGGAGGGUAUGAUGGCACCUCAGACCUUGCAACCGUGGAAUCCUACGACCCCAUUACUAACUCCUGGCAGCCUGAGGUUUCCAUGGGAACACGGCGAAGCUGUUUGGGUGUAGCAGUCCUGCAUGGCCUGCUCUAUGCUGCUGGAGGUUAUGAUGGAGCUUCCUGCCUCAACAGUGCAGAGCGUUACGACCCUCUGACCAGUACAUGGACCUCGAUUGCUGCUAUGAGCACCCGUAGAAGAUAUGUGAGAGUAGCAACUCUAGAUGGCAGCUUGUAUGCAGUGGGAGGUUAUGACAGCUCCUCACAUCUUGCAACAGUGGAGAAAUAUGACCCCCAGAGCAACACAUGGACAUCCAUCGCCAACAUGCUGAGUCGACGCAGCAGUGCCGGGGUGGCCGUGCUGGAAGGCAUGCUGUAUGUCGCAGGAGGCAAUGACGGCACCAGCUGCCUGAACUCAGUAGAGCGGCUCAAUCCCAAGACCAACACCUGGGAGGAAGUGGCCCCCAUGAACAUACGCAGGUUAGUCUGAAGCCAGAAUUCAUCGUUACUUUCAAUGGAUGGAUGGCUAUAUGCAGUGGGCGGUAAGGAUGGCAGCUCCAGCCUGAACUCCAUUGAGAAGUACAACCCACGUAGCAACAAAUGGGUCGCAGCUUCUUGCAUGUUCACACGGCGCAGCAGUGUAGGCGUGGCUGUGCUGGAGCUACUCAACUUCCCACCGCCCUCCUCACCCACCCUCUCGGUUUCCUCCACCAGCCUUUGACACGGGGUUACCACUUGGCUGACCCCAGCCUCUGCUGCUAAGGCCCAGACUGGCUCUGGGAAGAGACGCAACUGCUCUGUUUGAAAUGGGGCGGAGGAAGAUGAUUGUAGUGGACAGGUAAAACUGGGGGGGGGGAUGAAGCAGUAUUUACAUUAUUGUGGAAAAACGGUUUUUGUGUGUGCACUGUGCAGACCUCAGCAGUGCACAUUGUGAAGCGUGGCUACACCAAAAGUUUGACCUGAGUUGCGCUGACCUUUGUUGGGGCAGCCCAUCACUGUUGACCACUGCUUGAACUGACAGUUAUUUAGCCUACUUGUGUUUCUGAGUUUUCUUAACUGUACAAAUCCAGUCCAGACAGCCAGCCAAUUUAAUUGGAAAAAUAUCAGCAUGCAAUUGCAGCUACCUAGAUUGUUAAAAACACUUGACUCCCUGCAAUUGCAUUGACUGCUAGACAGUAUUGUAGGUAAGACCAUGGAGUGCAAGACCCUCGUUUUUCUGCAAUAAUGUGAAUAUGCCUUGAGACCCUUAUUGUCAAGCAUCUCAGAACCACUCCUAGUAAUCCAGCUGAAACUUAUCAUAGGAAUGAAAACACUUCACCUCAGAGGUUAUUUAUGAAGCCUCCUUCUCUUACUUUCAGCAAGGAGAAGAACUGCUCUUAGUGAUUUCCUAAGAUAUUUAUCUCAAUUGAUAAAAUGCUCUUACUUAUUGAUGUAAAAGUAGGACCAAAAAAUGGCCCACUCUGAGAAUUCUUGGCCAGAUAGGAGCCGUUUCCAAAUCCGAAACAUGACCCUGGUUUCAUAAAUAUACAGUUCCUUUAAUAAUUAGUGGCACGCUUGGUAAAAAUCAGGGGAAAUGUUAUGAGGUUUUAAUUUAAAAAUUUAGGAGCAUUGCCCUCUCAAACGACAUUACACAGCUAUUUAUUUUUAGGGAUAGUUAAGGCAUUCAAAACGUUUACUGAAAUAUCCACACAUUUUAUUGUUUAUUUUAUUUAUUUAUUUAUUAUAAUUUUUACAUUUUAUUGUCAAACCGUUCAGGCUGACAGUUCUGCCAUUCAUUCUGGACUGCACUUUAUUUGAUCUGGUUGCCUGAAACUGCACUGUAGUACUCCACCAUAGCAGUUCCCACUCUGUUCAACAGUACAAAGAUAUUCUUGGAUAAAGAUGUGUAAACACUCACUGGCAUCAUUCUUUCCUCAAGGCCCACUUCUUCUCCCACCCCUCUAGUAUUUGACACACUUAUCGUGAAACAUGGUGGACACCUGUUUGUUUGAUGCUGCUGUCCUCAAGAUUUGCAAGAUUUUUUAUUUUAAAGACAGCAUUGCUUUGCAAUAAUGUAUGAAAAAAGGUUAAAGAGGUUUUACUUUUGGAAUGUAGCUUUUGACUGGUUAUAUCAUACAUGUUUACAUAUUGGCAUUGACUCCCAACACCAGGUUAACAUGCUGUAGUGCUGCUAUGUCACAGUAGGUGGCAGUAACAGGCAACAUUGUAAACCCUUUUCACAGUGCAAGAGAGCAUGGACAUAAACAUAGAAAAGCUAGGCCCUCAGAACUGUAAGACUUUGGAUCCCUUUUUAUAAAAACAAAAUUAUUAUGUUGAACUAUAUGUAUUUAUAAAAAAAAUUGUAUAUAUUCUAAUAUAUUCUCUUUUAAAGAAACAUAGAGAAGGAAAUAUAGCAGCCCUAGAGCUAUUUAAGAGUGUUUUAAUAUAUUUAUUUAGUUGUGUUUGUGCACAUCAUCAAUGGAAAUGACAAGGAGAAUGUUUAAGUGUGAGAGAGGUAGUUAUUCUGUUUGUGUGCAUUUGGAGUUUCUCCUGAUUGUUGCAUUUUGAUAUGGAGUAUUUAAUUUGCAACCGUUUCUUCACUGCCAAAGCGAGUUCUCACAUGACACCGUAGCUUAUGUCCUCAUGUCCUAUAUUUAUGCAAAAGGAUUCAGUUGUUUGUAAACCUAUAGAUGUGGCUUAAAGUGUUGAUACUAUUUAAAAUAGAAAGAAAAUAAGUUGAAACUGAUCGAAGUAGCUGGCAUCCACUAACCCCUAUUCCACAUUUAUUGGAAGCUGCUGUUACAUUGCUUUUGAUUGUCAAUUUAAUAUAUUUUUAAUAAUACAACAGAUGAAAAGGGCAUGGACGAAAAUGCUGGAACACCCUUUUGAGGCAACUGUUGCAAUCAAGUGUUUUUGUGGCUCUUAUUGAGACUGAUACUUCUAAUGGUUUGGCCUGCUUCUUGAACAAACUGCAUGUUUCAGAUAUCUCAAUAGAUAUUCAACCAGAUUAAGAUCUGAACUGGUCUUCUUCCAUGGAGCUCGCUUCCAUUCAGAAGGCAACAUAUGGUGUGACUGGACAUAUUUGCUACUUAGUCUUGGAGAUCAGCUUUUAUCUGUUUUGAAGCUUUCUGUGGUGGUGACAAAAGAAUGUAUAAUUUCAAUAGCUGUCAGGAAGAACAAACAGUGAGGUGUAAGGGUACCAACACCGUUAGCCACAUCUGUAUGGAUGUGUCAAUGAAGGACUGUUUUCUUUAAUCAUACAGAGAUUAAGGCUGGAUAUUGAUAUUGAUCUCUCAAUUCAGUUUUAUUUCAAGUCCAUUAUUUUUGAUUUGAUUCAUGACAAUUAAUUUACAUCUGAUAAAUACCAAUGUCAGAAUUUUCAGCAUUUAACAAGUGAGCAACACUGUUGUUUCCUUGUAUAUAAUAUAAGUUCACAUAUAGGCCAACCUGUGAUCACAUUUACUGAUUGUAAUAUUUUUGUGGACCAAAGAUUUACAGUACUUUCCUUGGCAAAUACAAAACUACUAAAAUACAAAACAUCCAUUUUCUUAGGUACAUGUGCAAAACAGCUGAACAGAAAUAUAAAAACCCUGCACCACUAACAAGGCCGUUAUCACUGUGCAUAAUCUAAAAAAUGAAUGCCAUCCCAUUCAGCUACAUACACUAGCAGAUGCUUCAACAAAGUCCGGACAUCCUCUUUAAUGGUCAGUUUGAGCCUUCAGAAAUGGUUUCAUCUGUUCUGUUUGUGUUGACAACAGACUGAUAUCUGCAGACAGCUGGCAUUAGUUCCUCAACAGGAACAGACUGAAUAAAGGAGUCCACACACUGUUCAGUCAACUUCAGCAGCCACACAUCUCAUAGCCAGAGGUAAUAUCUCUGCAACAAAGCAAACUGAAAACUCAGAUCAGGCUUUCUUUCCUGUCUGUCCCUCUCGUUGACAGGAUCUCUACAUCCAGUAUGAGAUAUCCUGAGACACAACAGUCCUGUGUUUAUGGACUGUUAUGACUUAGCAUGGCUAAUAUAGCCAGAUAUCAUCUACAAUACUUUAUAUCUUAACCUUAUUAUAUAUUUUGUUAUAACUUCUUUUCCAUGUUUAGUGAAGAUAUACGUUUACAGAGAAAAGACGCAAAUAUAAAAAUUGAUCUGGGGAUUUCAGGAAUUGAUGUUGAAUCAUACAAACAAGGAUCACAAUUAAUCGAAAAAUCGAUAUUUCUAUCCAGCCCUAACAAGAGAUGGUUGUAACACAGGUUUACCUUCAGUAUAUCAACACUUAAAACUAAUGAGUAAUGUUGACACUUGGUGCUGUCAUAUUCCCUUCCACAAUAU
This is a messenger RNA of Monopterus albus (swamp eel), 5594 nucleotides long. It is a transcript of the gene klhl17, whose product is annotated as kelch-like family member 17. The record is from RefSeq and is a predicted model, not a curated record. NCBI's taxonomy places the organism in Eukaryota, Metazoa, Chordata, Actinopteri, Synbranchiformes, Synbranchidae. Gene Ontology annotation, molecular function: protein binding.